AUGGCUCCAGUCGUUUUCACUACCAACAACACCACCAUCUCUCUCGACUCUACCGUUGCGUCAGUCGACCUCGGCUUCCCCCAGGCCUAUUCACUCAGCAACAACGACACUGAAAGCGCAGCCCCCCUUACUGGAACUUCCACAAGUAUCAUAGUCACUUACCUCAACAACACCCCGGAGCCCGUGACAUACAAUGUCACCCAGGGAGUCAACUUCACGCCGAACGCUACUGUGACAAUCACCGACGGUGGCGCCAGUGGCAAUACCCUUGUUGGCCUCGACGACCAAAACAACAAGGCUAUCUGGACCAAGGCUUAA
Ilyonectria robusta is the source of this 318-nucleotide messenger RNA. RefSeq lists its product as uncharacterized. The transcript has 2 exons. The record is from RefSeq and is a predicted model, not a curated record. Lineage: Eukaryota; Fungi; Ascomycota; Sordariomycetes; Hypocreales; Nectriaceae. The coding region runs from base 1 to 318 and encodes 105 amino acids.